AAACAAACAACCUCACUCAUUCAUUAAUUUAACUUCUUACACUCGUUUCAUACAACUUUAAAAAGAUGGUAUUUCCGAAAAGUCUAAUUUUUGCUGCCGCUACAGCAACCACACUUGCUAAACCAUUUGACAAACGUCAAAACCUUGGUUUAGUGGAAAAUUGUUACCAUGACUUCGCAAUCACAUUCGACGAUGGCAGUGUCGGUGCCGAAUAUGAUCUCGUCGACCUCUUUAACGAGAAUGAAUCAAAGGCUACAAUGUUCUUGAACGGAUUCAACUACAAUUGCAUUUAUGAAGAAGAUUCAGUCGAACGCAUUAGAAAUACAUAUAACAGUGGCAUGUUAAUCGGAUCACAUACCUGGUCUCAUCGCAAUCUCGGCGAAUUGAGUGAAGCAGAAAUUGACGAACAAGUCGAACUCGUCAAUGAUGCAAUCUGGAAGAUCAUCGGUGUUAGACCAAAGUUCCUCAGACCGCCAUAUGGUAGUGCACCAGAAUGGGCUGUCAACUACAUUCAAGAAAAACACGGUAUGGUCGUCGUAAACUGGAGCGAGGACUCUCUCGACUCACAAGGUGCAUCUGCUGAUGAGAGCAUUGGUAUCUACGAUGGAUUCACAGACGUUAACGAACCACACCUCACUCUCAAUCACGAGACAUACGAAACUACACCAUACACAGUCAUGCCAUCGGUUGUUCCUUCACUCAAGGAGCGUGGAUUCAACCUUAUUACCGUCGCUGAGUGCCUCGACCUUGAUGCUUACCUCGAAGUUGGAGAGCCACAAGCUAGAGACGAGACCUGGACUUGCGAAGGUAAGCCAGCUCCCCUCGGCGGUUAAGGCUAUUUUAUUUCGCCAAUAAUUGCACAAUCAAUUGUUAAUUUGUUCUGUUCUUAAUUGUAUUUAUGGUCCAUACUCGUAGACAAAAAAUAAAUACGGUAUACUUUACUUAUAUUUCUCAGCCCAGUUGUGUCCACCCAUGAACAUUGCUGAAUCUCCACUUUGUUUCAUGUUCCGCCUCUUCGCACCCUCGACGAAAGAAUGCAAACCCCGUAGGCGUGCUUCGGUGUAUAACAUUGCUGUCGUGAUAAGAAUGGAAUCAUUGUCGUCUAUUUCUGGUGCAUGAUGUAAUGUCAUUGCGGCAUAUUUGUGUCCCAUUAGUGGUAUGGCAUGCCUGACCGAUUGCUUUGCAGAUGCAUAGACGAAGCCAGCUUUAUCGCCUACAGCUUCAUAUUUAUUCCCAUAUACGUCAAUAGUCACGGUGCUUCCAUCAAACAGCGUGAACUUGAACUGCUCAACGUCACGCAUAAUAUCAAAGUAUGUAACUAAUCCAUUGAUAGUGACUUUCAUCUUAUUCUCUGUGACUUGUACCCAUUCAGCUAGGGUGUCUUUCUUCCAUUGGUCCAUAUAUACUGUACUUGUGAUUGGUGCACCCUUCUCGGCGUAGCUACCAUCGUAGCGAGCGACUAUAUUACAUGCACUGCCUUUAUCAUAAAUAUGCAUAUACGAUAACUGACUUGCUUCUUGUGCUUCAGCAACCGUGUAGUUUAUGUCACAAUCUCGUUGUGUUGUAUAAGUCUUAGCUGACUUAUCAUUUACUGCAUUAGUAUUUACGAGUGUUGUUGUCGUCGAAGCUGUUUCAAUUACUGACAUUGUGAUAAUAAACCGAGAUAAAC
This is a messenger RNA of Wallemia mellicola CBS 633.66, 1669 nucleotides long. Its product is annotated as glycoside hydrolase/deacetylase. Gene Ontology annotation, molecular function: hydrolase activity, acting on carbon-nitrogen (but not peptide) bonds. The transcript is spliced from 4 exons. The record is from RefSeq and is a predicted model, not a curated record. NCBI's taxonomy places the organism in Eukaryota, Fungi, Basidiomycota, Wallemiomycetes, Wallemiales, Wallemiaceae. Gene Ontology annotation, biological process: carbohydrate metabolic process. The coding region runs from base 66 to 833 and encodes 255 amino acids.